CGGCCGCGCCCCCAUGACAGUCGAAGCCGACAAGCAGCAUCCGCGAAGCUUCACGCCGGCGGCGGUCGACGAAAACAGCGAUGACUCCGAGAUUGCGAGGUUUUACCAAGACCGAACGGUGUUCAUCACCGGGGGAACGGGCUUCAUCGGAAAGGUUCUCCUGGAAAAACUGCUACGGUCUUGUCCGGGCCUCAAGCGGGCCUACCUCCUUGUGCGCAACAAGCGCGGGCAAGAACCGCAGGCAAGGCUGGAAAAGAUGUUCAACUCCGAGAUGUUCGAACGCCUCAAGCGAGAACAGCCCGAAGCUCUAAAAAAGGUAACAGCGCUGGAAGGAGAUCUAACUGAGCCGAACCUUGGACUGAGUGUGUCCGAUCAGGCCGUAUUGACGGAUGACGUGUCUGUCGUCUUUCAUUCGGGCGCCACCGUCAAGUUUGACGAACCUAUCAGGUCCGCUGACAAGUAUGCCACGGAGACUCAACAGGAGUGCCUGUUCGGGCAUCCCAAUACAUAUACCUUGACCAAGAGUUUGGCUGAGUCGCUUCUGCUGGAACAACGAGGAGACACACCCGUCGCAAUUGUGCGGCCUUCAAUUGUCACUGCCGCGAUGAAUGAGCCACUACCGCUAGGUCUGGGGCUGGUACAGUCAGUAUUGACCGAAAAGAGAUGCACAGCUGACUUGAUUCCAGUAGACGUUGUGGCCAAUAUGCUAAUAUGCGUAGCGUGGCAUACAUCUUCGAAAAGAUCCAAGCAAGUGAAGGUUUUCCAUUGCACCAGCGGCGCACUGAAGCGCUUGACCUGGGAAGAUGCAGUUUGUAUGGCAGAGAAGAACGCCUUGCAGCACCCGCUGCCAGGCGCUGUUGGUUUUCCAAAGUUUUCGAUGACAAACAGCAAGCUGAAGCACCAUCUUAAGCUUUGGUGCAUGCAUUAUCUGCCCGCAUGCCUCAUUGACCUCGCCUUGCAACUAAGUCGACGAAAGCCGAGAUUCGUAAGGCGCUACGAGAAGGUUCGUAAAGCCAUGGGAGUUGUCGAGUACUUCGCCACUCAUGGCUGGCUAUUCAGGACAAAUAAUGUCCAGAAGCUUCUACUUGAACUCUCCCGCACGGAUGCGAAGAUGUUCAACUUCGACGUGCGGGCUCUCGAAUGGAGCCACUACUGGAAAAAUUACGUAAUUGGAAUUCGCAAAUACUUGUUCAAGGCUGAAGACUCCAAAGAACCAGACGCACGGAAACACUUGAGACGGUGA
Messenger RNA from Rhipicephalus sanguineus (brown dog tick), 1243 nucleotides. Its product is annotated as putative fatty acyl-CoA reductase CG5065. Gene Ontology annotation, cellular component: peroxisome. The record is from RefSeq and is a predicted model, not a curated record. The transcript has 8 exons. Gene Ontology annotation, biological process: long-chain fatty-acyl-CoA metabolic process. Gene Ontology annotation, molecular function: alcohol-forming very long-chain fatty acyl-CoA reductase (NADP+) activity. Lineage: Eukaryota; Metazoa; Arthropoda; Arachnida; Ixodida; Ixodidae. Bases 14 to 1243 code for a protein of 409 amino acids.